AUGCAAGCAGUAGCAAAUCCAGGAAUCUUGAAAGGGACAGGGACAGUUUGGGGAACAUUUAGUAGAAGGCGUCCUAAUAAAUAUUUAAGAUCUUAUAAGCCAGUAACAGCAACCCCAUCUUGUUUUCCAGAAAGAACAGUAGAAACUGCAUCAAAGGCUGAUAAACACCCAACAGCUACUGAUGGACAGCAUGAAUUUGACCAAGAGUCAUCUGCAACUGUUAAGGCACCAGAGAACAAUGGCCAUGAUUAUUUGAAAAUACUUUCUGAUGAAAAGAGGCACUAUCUUCCAUCGGCUCAUACAUUCCAAAGGAGAGUGUCUGAGAGAGGAACGAAAGGCAACUCUAGAUGGAUAUUGGAGAGGAAGGUCCAUAUUUUUGCUGAUUUCACUUCAAAGACCCAAAUUUCUGUGCUGUUCAAAGAGAUUCUAAAAUAUACCUUGAAAUGGUACCGAAAAAAUAAUCAGUUGUUCAAUUUUUGCACGGGCUUGGAUCUUCAGGUUUUCAAUGCAUUUUUUACAUAUCUACAAGAAAAAGCUUCUUCCAUGCAGUAUUUCCAUGAUGAAAGAACAACAUAAGUCCAAACAUUUAAUCUGGAUGGCUAAGAUGUCAAGAAAAAGCCUGGCAUUACUAGACAAUUCAGUCUGCAACAGGAAUAAUGAAUUGAAGCUUAUAGUGAAGCGAUUUUCAUUCUCUGUCUUAAAAAUAUAAAAGUAAUUUAACUAACAGAUAUUAAAAAAAAUUAUGGUUAAAACAAAGCAAAAUCGUCU
Messenger RNA from Saccostrea cuccullata (small rock oyster), 768 nucleotides. RefSeq lists its product as uncharacterized. The transcript is spliced from 4 exons. The coding region runs from base 1 to 576 and encodes 191 amino acids. Lineage: Eukaryota; Metazoa; Mollusca; Bivalvia; Ostreida; Ostreidae. The record is from RefSeq and is a predicted model, not a curated record.